AUGAGCCCAUACGUCCUUCUUUUGCAUCGCCAAAGCCUCUUCAACCAGUUACACAACCUCAGUCGUCCUGGCAUCCGAGCUUCUACAUGCCUCGUGACUGACCGGUACGCGUGGCCCUCAAUGCAACGGGACUGCCGCACCUGGGCACGCACAUGCAUUCAAUGCCAGCGCGCCAAAAUUGCCCGGCACGUCACGUCCCCACUCGGAGAAUUUCCCCUCCCGACGGAAUUAUUCCAGCACGUCCACAUUGACAUCAUAUGCCACCUCCCACCAGGCGGCCCUUACCGCUAUUGCCCCACUGCCAUCGAUCGUUACACUCGUUGGCCCGAAGAUUGGCCGCUCGUAAGGAUCACCGCAGAAGACAUCGCAUCAGCCUUCUUCUCCGGCUGGGUUUCCCGCUUCGGCACUCCUCGUCGAGUCACAACUGAUCAAGGAAGGCAAUUCAAGGAAGCCAGAUCAAGGAAGCCAGACAUUCAAACCACGCCCGCGGAAUUCGUCUACAGGGAGCCGCUUCGCCUACCUGGAGCACUCCUCUCCGCUCCGACCUCUGAUGUAACCAGCUCGGACCCUGCAGACUUCGUCGCUCGACUCCGUCGCACAAUGGGCGCGCUGCGCCCCUCACCAGUGGCUCACCACACCAAGCCGACCCCGUUCGUGUUUAAGGACCUGGCAACAUGCUCGCAUGCCUUCCUCCGCGACGACACCGUACGCGCACCUUUCCAGCCGCCUUACUCCGGACCUUACAAAGUCAUCUGUCACGACGACAAAACAUUCACCCUGCAAAUCAGUGGAAAGGAUGUACGCGUUUCCAUCGACCGCCUAAAGCCAUCAUAA
Messenger RNA from Rhipicephalus microplus (southern cattle tick), 834 nucleotides. RefSeq lists its product as uncharacterized. The record is from RefSeq and is a predicted model, not a curated record. NCBI's taxonomy places the organism in Eukaryota, Metazoa, Arthropoda, Arachnida, Ixodida, Ixodidae. Gene Ontology annotation, molecular function: nucleic acid binding. Gene Ontology annotation, biological process: DNA integration.